AGCAGAGCGUAGUUGGCACCAGUAGAAAGCGCCAACCUUCGCCUCGUGCCGGACUGUCUGCCAGCCUGUGUGAGGGGACAGAGAGGGAGAGAGAGAGAGAGAGAGAGAGAGAGAGAGAGAGAGAGAGAGGGACAAUGCCACUUGGGAGAAGUUAAAAGUCUGGAAUGCAACCUCUACAUCACAGCAUUGGCAUGGAAUCCCCGAUUCCCGGAAACCUGGAUUCUCUCAUAUUUACGUGUGCGGCAGGAAUCUGUUUCCGCGGACGAAAAACGCAGGAAUGCUACAGUGGCACGAGAGGCUAACAAAGGAAAACUCCAGUUCGGUGACGGAACUGGACAUAUUAUUUGGAUUUGGUAGCAAAAGAGCAAAGUUAGCCCUACCAUGACCGGUGGAGAGGCUGGCUAAAGCAAGUUUUGACCGAACGUGGUAGCCGAUGGUUUGCGUUGUUGUUUUAUUUCUACCGCCACAAUUAAAAACCAAAUAAGACAACAAAAGCUGUCUGAUUACUGAUUACUACUGCUUUACGGUUUGACUGUAGGCGCUUUUCAAUUUCCUCCAAAAACAAAGGACAAAGGAAACGCCCAUAUUUCAUCCAAGUCACACCAAAAGUAUUUUUCACACAUUGUAUCCUUUUGUAAGCUCACCACCAACCUCCCUUAUUCCCUUUCUCUCCCUCCUCUCCAUUGCUGGCAUAUUCAACCAGUUAUUUUGCCUCCUCGGUGCUAUUUGUAAGGUGGGGUGUUGUUGGCAAAGGCGCCCGCUGGCAAUGGCGGGGGGACUGGGCUCAGUGAAAAGAGUCAUCCUGAAAUCAUCUGGACCUCUGCCAGGGCUCCAUGGGAGAAAUACCCACAGCAGAGAGAAGCAUGCUGUCAAUGGCAACCCCACAGUGGAGCCGUUUCCAGAGGGCAUGGAGACCAUCAUGUUUGGUAUGGGCUGUUUCUGGGGGCCUGAAAAGCGCUUCUGGCAGAAAUCGGGGGUGUUCUCUACCCAUGUGGGCUAUUCAGGGGGACACACACCCAACCCCAACUACCAGGAAGUGUGCUCAGGUUUGACAGGACACGCCGAGGUGGUGAGGGUGGUCUUCUCCCCUGAGGACAUCAGUCUGGAGGAGCUACUCAAGGUGUUCUGGGAGAGCCACGACCCCACUCAAGGGAUGAAGCAGCAGGCAGACUAUGGAACCCAGUACCGUUCAGCCAUUUACGCCUCCAGUCCCUCUCAACAGGAGCUGGCUCUCAACACCAGACAAGCCUACCAAGAGGUGUUAUCUGAGAAGGGCUAUGGAUCCAUCACCACAGAGGUCCUAGAGGGCCAGGAGUUCUUCUACGCGGAAGACUACCACCAGCAGUACCUGAAGAAGGUCCCCAAGGGCUACUGCUGUCUGAAGGGGACCGGGGUGAACUGUCCCAUCGGAGCUGAAGCAGACGAUGACAAAGACGAGCUGUGAAAAGAGAGAGAGAGAAAGAGAGAGAAAGAGGGUAGAGAGAGAGAGAGAGGGUAGAGAGAGAGAGAAAGAAAAAGAGAG
Messenger RNA from Oncorhynchus keta (chum salmon), 1522 nucleotides. RefSeq names its product methionine sulfoxide reductase Ab (gene msrab). The record is from RefSeq and is a predicted model, not a curated record. Bases 767 to 1444 code for a protein of 225 amino acids. Gene Ontology annotation, molecular function: peptide-methionine (S)-S-oxide reductase activity. Gene Ontology annotation, biological process: cellular response to oxidative stress. Gene Ontology annotation, cellular component: cytoplasm. NCBI's taxonomy places the organism in Eukaryota, Metazoa, Chordata, Actinopteri, Salmoniformes, Salmonidae. The transcript has 6 exons.